AUGGCUGGCCGGCUUCAGACACUGCGGGAUCGCCAGAUAGCUGCUAUCGACCGAAUACUCAGCCUCAAUCGUGAUGAGCCCUCGAACGCGGACUCGACGAACGGCACUCCAAAUAGCGGGCUGCUCAAUGAAGAUGGAGAGCCUAUAUGGAAGGUUCUUGUCUUUGACAACCUUGGAAGAGAUAUCAUAAGCAGCGUGUUAAAGGUCAACGAUCUACGGAGUAAGGGGGUCACGAUACACUUAAACAUAAACGCCACACGUUACCCCAUUCCAGAUGUCCCUGUACUAUAUCUUGUGGAACCAAAUGGCACCAAUAUCCAACUCAUCUGCUCCGAUCUCUCGCGGGGACUUUACUCGCCGGCCUACGUCAACUUCAUCUCCUCCAUACCUCGUCCUCUCCUUGAAGAAUUUGCGGCGCAGAUUGCUGCAACGAAUACGGCCGACUGCAUUGCGCAAGUGUAUGACCAAUAUCUGAAUUUCAUUGUCGCUGAGCCAGAUUUGUUUAGCCUGGGGAUGGGAAAAGAGUCCUAUUGGACAUUUAAUAGUGCCAAAGCCGAGGCUGAGGUUCAAGAUGCUGCAAUCGACAGAAUCGUCAGCGGACUGUUCAGCGUGAGCGUCACAAUGGGCUCGGUACCCAUUAUACGGUGCCCUCAAACAGAGUUGGCCAAGAUGAUCGCCACAAAACUGGAUCGGAAACUGAGGGAUCACGUCCUCAACUCCAAGGAGAAUCUGUUCUCGUCAAAAGCCUCCGCCAAUGUGUAUUCCACCCCUUCUCGGCCAGUACUCAUCAUCUUGGACCGAAAUGUGGACCUGGUCCCAAUGCUUUCCCACUCAUGGACAUAUCAAUCGCUUGUCCAUGAUGUUCUGAAGAUGCACCUGAAUCGCAUCACCGUGGAUGUCGCGGAUGAGGAGAACCCGACCGCCAAACCUCGAGCCUAUGACCUGAACGCAGGUGAUUUUUUCUGGGCGCGUAACGCUAGCGCGCCCUUCCCUCAAGUCGCAGAAGACAUUGAUAAAGAGCUGACGAAAUACAAGUCGGAUGCGGAAGAGGUGACCAGAAAGACGGGAGUCAACAGCAUCGAGGACCUGGAUGAUAGCUCCGCAUCAGCAGCUCAACUCAAGGCAGCCAUCACAUUACUGCCUGAGCUGCGAGAAAGAAAAGCAACAUUGGACAUGCACAUGAACAUCGCCACAGCGCUGCUGAAAGGCAUCAAGGAUCGACAGCUUGACAAUUUCUUCCAGCUUGAGGAGAACAUCACCAAGCAGACUUCCGACCAGAUGCUGGCACUGAUCAACUCUGACGACAAAGGGAACAACCCACUGGACAAGCUGCGGAUCUUCAUCAUCUGGUACCUGAGCGUCGACAAAGAGCCAUCGAAGGCUGAACUAUCAGAAUUCGAAACUGCACUCAGGAACGCAGGUGUAGGCGAUGCUGUUUCUGCCAUUAAACAUAUUUCCAAUGUCCGACUGGAGACGCGAGGGACGAUGAUGACCUCGACCGUCGCGACGUCGCAGCCAACCCAGGCCCCGCUGUUUGGCGGCCUAUCGUCCCUCUCCAAGAACUUCACGGACAGAAUCUCCUCGUCGACUUUCGGCAACGUUAACCUUGAAGCCCUGGUAUCCGGGGUCAAGAACUUCCUCCCGGCCAACCGAGACCUGACGGUCACGAAAAUUGUGGAAUCGAUCAUGGACCCUCCCGCGGCCUCGUCCUCCGCCAUUGCAAAGACCGAAAACUACCUCUAUUUCGAUCCGCGAAGUGCACACGCCAGAGGCACGACGGGGGCAGCGAAUCCGACUUCACGAAGCGCCCAAUCGGCUGCAGGUGUCAACCCGACCUUCGGCCAACGGCGCCAGGGAUAUAGCGAAGCCAUCGUCUUCACAGUGGGCGGAGGCAGCAUGGACGAAUACGGUAAUCUGCAGGAAUGGGUGAAGCGAACGAGUGGGCAAGGCGCGACUGGCGGAGGGGUAGGCUCUAUUCCGCGCACGAGGAGAGUCGUCUACGGAAGUACCGAGUUGGUCAAUGGGGAGGACUUCUUGCAGGAGUUGGUCACGUUGGGACGGGACGGUUAG
Molecule: messenger RNA, 2070 nt
Organism: Capronia coronata CBS 617.96
Lineage: Eukaryota; Fungi; Ascomycota; Eurotiomycetes; Chaetothyriales; Herpotrichiellaceae
Exons: 3
Coding region: 1-2070 (689 amino acids)
Biological process (GO): endoplasmic reticulum to Golgi vesicle-mediated transport; intracellular protein transport
Cellular component (GO): cytosol; Golgi membrane
Molecular function (GO): syntaxin binding
Source: RefSeq, a predicted model, not a curated record